Messenger RNA from Mycosarcoma maydis (corn smut), 2790 nucleotides. RefSeq lists its product as uncharacterized. The record is from RefSeq and is a predicted model, not a curated record. The coding region runs from base 1 to 2790 and encodes 929 amino acids. Gene Ontology annotation, biological process: Golgi organization; intracellular protein transport; intra-Golgi vesicle-mediated transport. The transcript has a single exon. Gene Ontology annotation, cellular component: cis-Golgi network; COG complex; membrane. NCBI's taxonomy places the organism in Eukaryota, Fungi, Basidiomycota, Ustilaginomycetes, Ustilaginales.
AUGUAUGCCUCGCCCUCUUCUCCCUCUCAACCACCGCCGUCCAUGGCCACCUCUUCAGCCAGACCCCUCCAGCUCGAUCAAUGGGCCAACACCAAAGCCCCCCUCACCUCGUCUCAACGCGCUUCCGUCAAUCGUCUCGCAGAAUGGCUUCACCUCAAUUCGCCCAACUACAAACAGCAGCAGCAGCAGCAGCAGCAAAUCUCGACUUUGCAGGAUGCAGGAGUCAAUGGCAGCAGUUGUCGGAGUGACUCCAUUGUCGACCGCUCCACAGCCGACGAUGGAGGCCAUGCAAGCACGACCGAGCCUUGCCUUGGCAAAAGCAAUGCACAGCUAACAUUGCCAGAUACAGGUGCUCCUCUCGCCUCGGCUCAGAGCUUCCUAGCUUGGUAUACGCAGCUCUCGGAUUCGGUCACCUCAUCCACUCACACAGCACAUCGUCAAGCGUUGCAGCGCAUCUCGGACACCACAUUGACUGCUGAUAACCUUCUAGCUCAACUCGAAGCAUGCCAAGUCAAUGUAUCCGAACUCCGCGCAGGAACUGCCUUUGUGCAAGACUCUUCCAAAGGCAUUCGCGAACAGGCGCAAUCCCUGCUUGACUCACAAACCCACCUCGACACUCUGGCAGAAGACAUUGCCUCUCGCCUUUCUUUCUUCACGUUGCUUCCAUAUGCAACCAACAUGCUCAGCUCACCAGACUCCACGAUUGUCUAUUCCCAAUCCUUCCUCGAGCUCAUGGAUCAGCUUGACGUGGCGCUUCUCUAUCUUCUGCAAGAGCCUGCAAAGUCGUAUCGCGAUGCUGCGCUCUACCGUAUGCGAUACUCGCAGUGCGUUACCAGGGCGGCUACGCUAGCAAAGAUGGCGGUGGUACGUGACUUGAAGACACAAGCCGAUCGCACCUCUGACCAGAUCAAGCAGCUCGUGUUGACUCGUGCUUCUGUCGACGCCAAACUAACAACAAUACCAGCAGCGGCUUCCGAUCCAGAUUCCAAAGGCAAGGCUCGUGAGCUGUCGAAUGGCACGCCAACCGAUGCGGAUAGAGCUCCUCUUUCCAAGGAGGUAGAUCAUGCUUUGUUUGACGAUGCAGCGCUCCAGAUCACUAAGCUCCGCCCGCUCAUCUUUGAACUUGAGAAACGUGCAACCAACAUGGCCUUACCUUGCACCCCCACCGCAUCGACUGCCGCAGAGUUUGAGUCGCUGCUUCAGGAGUGCAGAACUGCCUGGUUCCAACAUCGGCGUCCUCUGCUCUCCCGUGCGCUUCUGCAAUGCAUCUCCGAGAUUGAGACCAACGACAAGUUGCAUUCUACCGUACAUCUGUCUCGCGCAGGCUCGAAUCUGGUUCGGUUCGUCGUGCAGAGGGAGUUAAAUCUGUACCAGCAGUUUUUCAUCGGGCGCGAUGUAAACGGCGGUGACGCUUCUGAUAUCCAGGCGAGGCAGAUCAAGGAACUGGAUGCAGGCUUGGGUCCAUAUCUUGCCGAGCUUGCAGAGACGCUGGCGGCUCGACUGCGUCCGAAGCUGUCUAAGGAAGACGAUCUUGUGGUGCUUGCGCAAACGUGCGCGGCUAUCGCCGAUUCAACGCACGCCAGUGCGGGCCACGAGACAGCAUGCAUGCGCAGUCUGCUGCCUCUACUCAAUGAGGCGCAGUCGCGUCUCCUUGCUCGAGCGCAGUGGAUCAUCACGACCGACAUUGCAAACUUUGUUGCAAGCGAGCAACAAGGCGACCUCGACUUCCCAGAACGUAUCCGCACCUACAAAGCAAGUGCGCGUCUCACCGCCAACGAUGAGCUAUCGGCAGCUGCGGGAAAAGCACAGCACCGUCGCGCCAAGUCGGGUGCGGGACUGCUGAAUGCAGCGCUCUCCGCGUCGCACACUGCAUCGUCGUCCAAGACACAACAGGAAAAAGUAGAGCUCUUCACACUGCCCGCCACUCAGCUCUCAACGUAUUAUGCACCUAUCGGGUACAUGCUUGGGCUGCUGUAUCACUUGCAGGCGCUCGUACCGGCGCCCGCGUUCCGGCGCAUUGCCAUGGCCGCCGUGGAUGCAUGUCUAGCUAGCGUAGCUAAGGGAGCGACGGCGCUGCUCAAGCGCAAGAACGGAGACAGCCUGGAGCACGAAGAUGGCUGGUUGUUUGAGCUUCGGCAGCUCGAAAUUGUGAGGGAGGUGGUGGUCUCGGCCGAGCUUGUGCUCAAGCAGGCAUCCGAUGAGCAAGCUCGACCCGAUGUGAUCGAAGCGAGUGCGACGGGUGUUGGCCAUGCAGCUUCAGGAAGAGGAGCAUCUCUUGUCGAUCUUUCGUCGCUGGUCACGGCGAUCAACUCGCUCUGGACCAAUACGGGCCGUUUGCUCUACCCAUCUUCAGCUGGCGUCGAUGCAAAUCUGGCGCCAUCCAAACAGCUCGAUAUGGAGCCAAGCUCGAGCCAGGUCGGCUCGAGACUGCAGGCAUUGAUCGAACGACUAGCUCAACUCUGGUCGGAUUCGAUUGCGCUCCCGCUUCGCGUCUACAUCGAUCAGAGCGCAGCGAGCGCAGCGGAAGCGAGCGCGACAAAGUUCACCAGCACGUAUCAAGCGUUUGAGACGUGUAUCGAGAGUAUCAUUCCCGCAAAGGCGGGCAAGAUGGCGUUGUGGAUCGAAGAUCACGAGGUGCACAGGCUCGUUGUGGCGCGCGUCACGGACAAGGUGGCUCAAGCGUAUAGCACGCUCUACGAAAUCAAGCCGGCGCAUGCAGGGGAGGUGGAGUCGGUCGGUGCCAUGUCGGACAGGAUGCAGAGAGAAUGGCAGCAGGCGCUGUCGAUGUGA